ACCUUAGUCUCGCUAGCUCUGAGGGCUAGCUAACAUCUAUCUGGGACAAAAUAUUGAUAUUGUGAUACAUCGCAAAUCUUAUCUCAGUGAUACACCACUAUCAGAUUUUUAUAGCAAGAACACGAGCUAGGGUUUGCUCCAUUAGGCAGCCUGACUCUAGUGAUGUAGCUAGUUACGGGGCAGUUACUAGCAAAAAUCGAUUUGUUGAUCAUUGUUUUCCAAAGUAAAAGCAAAUGAAAAUGUCUGACUUGGAUUAAACGCAAAAGAUAACCAGUUUGCUUUCAUGAAGGACUACAGAAAUCAGAAUAUUUACAGCUGAGAGGCUGAAAUCAGAGGAUUUGGACAACUACGUUAAAAGGUCUUUAAAUGGUUAAUUGAUUCUAAAAAUAGUUACUGAUUAAUUUGAUCGAUAAUUUGACCUAUAACGUCACCGUUUGAAUUGAAAUGUUCCCCCAAUAAUUUGCGUAUUUUCUUGCUUCAAUAGGUACUCUAUUCUUGUCCCUUUUUAUUUAUUUAUUUUUAUAUAGAAAAACUAAAACUACAGUUUGGUCGAUUAUUUUAGAAUAUGUCAACACAAACAAAAGUAUUCAAAAGUAGGAUUCUUACUUAACCUUAAGAUGAUACUGUGACAUGGAAAGUGAAAUUGUUAGCCAACUAGCUAAUCAAUAGGACUAGCUAAACAUUCAUUGAUCUCAUUGAACAUCUUAUAUACAUGUAAUUGCCAUCAUUUGAUACAUUUACUCGAUCAUUUCUUUGUCUGUAGUGCGAUCAAAUGUAUCAGUUAGGUUGUAUCCUUUGUGUUUUCCCGCCCAUUCUGUCUAUCUCCCAUGUGACAUCUGUCCUCGUGAACGCGCCCCCUCCACCUGACGUCGCGUUCGGGCACGAGCACGCACUUCAGUGAGUCCAUAGGCUACAGCUGGCUGACUGGCUGGGUUGAUUGAGCUCCGUGGCUCGGUCCCCCAGCCUCGCACACGCAGACGCUCUGCGGCGGCAGACAGGUCGUUGUCCUCGCCCUGGCGAGUCUCCUCGACCACCAGGCCAACGGCGUCGGAGCGGAAUCUUUUUUUUUUUUAAUUAAAAAAAAAAAAAAAGAAUAAAAACGUGUCCCGACCGAACCGAACCAUCCUUACCCGCGCAGCCCAAUGGCCGCCACCCACCCUGUCCUGGAGGUGGUCCUCCUUUGAUUGAUGGAGCCAAAUAGAAUGAAAGGACACGUCCCCACUGUCCCUCCGAGUGACUGAAAGGUCUUCAGUGUGACGUUAGUUAGCAUUAGCGCUCAUGUGCUAACAAGAGGUCCCCGCGAUGCUGGCCGAUGAGCCCCAGAGCUGCAGACCCUGCGCCUCGGAGCCGCCUUCCCUCGGCGAUGCGCCACCCCCGCCCCCUUUGCCGCCUCCUCCCCCUCCUCCGCCCCCCCAAACGUUGGCCCAACCCGGCAGGAAGAAACAUCGGGUGCGCAGCUUCUUCUGGAAGCCCAUCCCUGAGGAGAAAGUCCGCGAGAGACCCAACAUCUGGACGCUAGUGGGGCGGCAGCAGCAGUACCAGAUUGACGUCCGCUCCGUGGAGGAGCUGUUUGGACAGCAGGAGGAAGCGGGGACGGGUGGCCUGGGGUCAGCGACCGCUCCCGGUAUGACCGUCCGGGUCUCCCGAUCUCGAUCGUUCAAGGACAACAGCAAAGAGAUCAGCAUCUUGGACUCCAAGAGGGGAAUGAAUGUGGGCAUUUUCCUCAAGCAGUUCAAAAAGUCCAACCGUUGCAUUGUGGAGGACAUAAGGCGAGGACACGGCGGGACGUAUGGAGCCCAGCCCCUCAAAGACCUGCUCAAGCUGCUGCCCGACACGGACGAGAUGAAGAAGCUGCAGGCGUUCCGAGGCGACCCGGACAAGCUGACGCUGGUGGACUCUUUUAUGUUCCUGCUCAUCCAGGUGCCGCAGUUGGAGGUGCGCGUCGAGGCUAUGGUGCUCGGUGAGGAGUUUGUUCCUUCAUGUGCGCUGAUGAGUCACGACAUCGAUGUCAUACGAGCCGCCACUCGAGAGUUAUUGGGCUGCGAGGAGCUUCACGCCAUUUUGCAUCUUGUGCUGCAGGCGGGAAACAUCAUGAACGCAGGAGGCUAUGCGGGUAACGCGGUGGGCUUCAAGUUGUCGUCGUUGCUCUCGUUGGCCGACACCAAAGCCAACAAGCCGGGGAUGAACCUGCUACAUUUUGUUGCAAUGGAGGCCAAGAAAAAAGACGAGGCACUGUUAAGGUUUCCGGAAAAACUGGUCCACAUCCAGAGCGCAGCCAGGAUCUCCGUGGAGAACAUGGAGCUGGAGUUCUCGUCCUUGUACGUUCGCAUCCGAACCCUGGAGGAGAAGGUGCAGGGAGACCCUGAAUUACUGCAGCAGCUGGUGUCGUUCCUGGAGAGUUCUGUGCAGACGCUUGUGGAUCUGAAGCACCGUCGCCUGGAGCUUCGCAAGGAAGGCAACGCGCUGGUGGACUUCUUCUGUGAGGACAAGGACGCAUUCAAGCUCGACGAAGGAUUCCGCAUCUUCCACGACUUCUGCGUCAAGUUCAAGAAAGCCGUCAAGGACAAUGCAGAGCGUGAGCUAAAGGAGGCGGCGAGGCAGCGUCGGCUGAGGGACUUGGAGGAAAAACGACUGGCGUGGUCGAUCGAAGACAGCGGCAGAGGUGGUGCGUUCGCUCGCAGCAGCAGUGAGAACGACGUGGACGCUCUCACCAAGGAAGGCCUCCUGGACUUCUUCCAAGGGAGGUCAAAGAGUCCUCACAGUCCGCCGGGACGCUCGUGCAGCGCCCGCCGCCCCCCCCACCACACCAUGACGUCCAUCGCAGACCGGGAGCUUCAGAGCUACCUGGAGCUGUUCGGAGACAAGUUCAACAGCCUGCCUCGGUCAGGCCGUGCACUCCAGCGCAAAGCCACUCCUUGGAUCGACAACCGAGAGCUCACAUCCCCUCGUGCCGAAAGUGAACCCAUCAGCCCUCUCGCCAGGUUUUCCUCAGCGGGGCUGAAAGCUGAUGAAGACCGAUACUACAUCAACAACAACAACAGUGGCUACCAGUCUUCGCCUCGGUCCUUUGCCGGCCACAUGAACGUGAAUGUAGAGAAGCACACUUUGGUUCCUGGGCCGGAAGCGUUUCACCUCCAGAGUCCAAACUUUGUUAACCAGGGCGAUAUCCAAUUCACUGAUCUGGAACAAGAGAAGCUACCCCCUUCCGGGACUCUGGAUGCAGCUCCAGGAGUAGCAAUAGAUUCUUUGACACAAGAGGACAAGACUAGCUCAGUUUCCUCGACAACCUGUGACACCCCACUGCCCUCAGACACCCCGUUAUCCAAUAGGAAGCCAGCGUUUAACAUGCCAGACUCCACCGAAGCGGACUGCUCAGUCACACUGGAUCUCUCUGAAGUUGAGAGCUCUUCCCUUUCGAAAGAGGGACUCCACAUUGGAACAAGUGACAAAGAGAGCGAAGGCCCUGGAGAGCUCAGUUCUCCGUCCGCCAUUUUGGACUCUGUCCCACCCGGGGACUUGUCAGUACCAAGAACAGCUGAUGCCGCCUCCGCUACGCCGACUGAGUGGGAAACCGAAAGCUGCGACAUCACCAUGGUGAAAGAGCCUUUGAGAAGCAGCGGGAAACAAGUAUGCACGAAAAGCAAGACUGGGGACAAAGGUGGUGGCACGGGCGGCGGAAGCUGCUUCAGAGCUGGCAGUGGCCCCAACGGGGGUGCCAGUGGUGGUGGCAGAGGUGGAAGCAAUGGAUGCAGUCCCGGUGGGAGCAGCAGUGGUGUGAGGACACUAACCAGCAGCGAGAACCAGAGCAUAAGGAAAGUGGUACCCAUUAGCCGGCUUACCAGGACGGGUAGCAAAAAGAAAGCCCUAGAUCGCCCCCUCCGUGACCAAAGCACCCCACCAAGAGGACACCACGAAAAGACCCCCAGACCACAGCGACACUCCAGUCUACCUCCCGACGACUCAAAAGGCCAGAGAGGAGUCCUCCCUACUAGCGCCUCCAGAUGCACGUGUGAUUCUACUAACUUAAGGAAGACUUCCCCCAUCAAUAAGCCAAGCGCCAAACCCCUGCGGAACCUUCCCAAGCCGGCACCUGAGGAGAAGAUGUGCCGCUCCACCAUGAGGGCUCUGGCACAGACGGAAGUCCCAGGCGGCACGCCUGCGGAAAGCGGCAGCUUGCAGGCACCGGGCUCCAAGUGUUCCCCCGAUGUCCCGAGCUUUGCCCGGAACACGGUGGCGUCAUCUUCCCGGACCAAGAAGGAACCGGUCGCCCUGUCCACACCGUCUCACGUCACCACCGUCCUGAGUCGGCAUACAUCCAUCAAGCAGACUAAAUUAGCAUCCGCGGUUUCCGGCGGUGAGGAGCGGACAACCCUGCGGCGGGCGCACAGCGUCAAGGCGACCAGUCGCAGCGCCUACCGCAGCCAGACGCCACCCGCCCAGUCUCGGGAAGCAGGGAUGCCCAACAGGAGUGCCAAGCCAAGCUGGAAGUAAACCACAACCUAAGCUAGGAUAUUCCGUCUAGGAAAUGGGAAACUUACUAAAUCGACAGACGGCAAGUCAGCGUCCGAUCCAUUUUCUUAUCAUUUUUUUUUGGUUCAGUCAGAGAAUGUCCACCACAGGAACAGGAGCCGAUGCAAAUUAGCAGGCUUGUUUCUUGGGAACGCUGCCUUUAUUUUUAUCAAAUUAAAACUCUUUCCCAAGUAAAUUUACUAAAUAGAAACGUGGAAUAUUCUGAAUUUUAAAUGGUAAUUUUACAAAAAUCAUAUCACAUUUUUUCCUCAUGAUGUUACAACUUUAUUUUUAUAAAAUUCUGACUUAAUUCUUGCAAAAUUACACAUUUUUGACCGAAUAGUUUGCCUUUGUUCUCGUAAAACUCCAUUUGUUGUAAUUUUGAAUUUCAUGUCAUAAAAUUACUACUUUUAUUCUUGUAAAAUUACUGAUUAGUUUUGUUUUAGUUUUCCAACUUUUUCAUAAAAUUAUGACUUGAUUUUAGAAGAAAAUAAAUAGUAAAUUAUAAUAAUAUAAUAAUAGAAAAUUAUUACCAAUUAUUGUUUAAGUCAUAAUAUUAUUUGAAUUAGAAAUUUUAUGAGAAAAAAAGUAAUUAUUUUAUUAGAAUAAAGUAAUAUCCAUCCAUCCAUUUUAAAGUAAAGUCAAAAUGUUAUGAAAAAGACAUUCAUUGAAUCAAUGUAGACUAAUUACAAGAAAGAAUAAUUUACUAUAAAAUGUUCCGAAUUUUAUUACAAUAAAGUUGUAAUAUUUGAAGAAUCAUAAUUUUACAAGAAUUAUGUUUUUGUGAAUAAAGUCAAUGUUACGAGAAAUAAAGGUGUAACAUUUGGUCUAAAAGCUUGUAAUUUUACAAGGAUGAAAUGAAAUGAAAAAAGUAAUAAUUUUACGAGAACAUUGGACUAUCACAAUAGAAAAAAGAAUUUUAUAAGAAUAAAGUUUUAUUGUUACAAGAAAGUAAUGAUUUAUUAGAAUAGGUUGGUAAUAUUUGUCGAAAAAAAUCUGAAUUUUACAAGAACAAAGUCAUAAUAUGAGGAAAAAUUAUUUUACGAGAAUAAAGUUUGUAGUAACAUGAUUCGAAAUAUGUCAUGUUAUGACUGAAUCAUUUCAUAAAUCAUUGCCUUUAUGUUAAACCUCUAACCUCAUUUUUUUUAUACAAUAAAUAAAAAAUUCACAAUACAAUUGAGCCACUGAGAACUAGAGUGGGCCACCUCCAUUUUGGUCAUUUUUAAGUUGCGUACAGUAAGUGCAGAAAUGAGUACAGAAGAGAAAAGAUGAGCACUGGCCUUUUGGAAUUUUGACAGUUCAUUAUUGCCCUCGGCACUUUUCUUAAUUCAUCACUGCAGCAACUCCAAUUCCUCUUUGAACUCAGCCCACCAUUAAACAAAAUGUUUUUUGAGCCCACUGUAGUUCUCAAGUGUCUCAGUACGCUUUUUGUUGGACAACGGUGAUUACGAUGGAAAAAGAAAUUGUGACGAGUUCCUGUGGAAGAAACACACCUGUAUUAUGGUACACGUAGAUAUUUUGUUUACCUGAUCAAACCGAACGCGCUGCAUGAUGUGGCCGUUACGUGAACAACUGCUAUAACGUUACAAAACAAUGUAGUUCUACAAGUACUGCAAUAUGUAGACGAAAAUGUCACCCGUUAUGCAAAGUGCGGUACUCGUCGUGCCCCUUGGCAGUGUUUCUAGGACGCCUCCAUACCUCAUGGGGAAGCAUGCCACUCUACGACGCUAAUGCUAACCGAACAUUAAUGACUGUAAUGGGAUGGGUUUUUUUUUUUAUUAUUUUGUAUUAUUGGGGGGCAAUUUGACUGUGAAUGUAGCACCUGGUUAUUUAAUAGUAACAAUUGUUACUGUAUGUAGCUUUAAUUCAGCUGGUCGAAACAUUACUUGCACCUGAGCUUUUUAAAGGUGUACCUAAUGAUGAUGUUGAAUAUUAUUGCAAGGAAAUGUGUGCGUGCCCGGGUUGGGUGUUAUGUUAUAUAGUUAAUAUUUCGUAUAAAUAAGUGUGAAGGCUACACCGGAAAGGCAAAAAAAAAAAAAAGACUAAAAUCACAAGAAAAAAGUUGCAGUGUUGUGAGAAAAGGAAAAAAUGUAAUGUUGUGAGAAUAAAGUAGUAAUUUUAGCUAGUGAACAUCAAUAAUUUGUCUAGUCCUUACUCUUCUUUCACCAAAUAAACUUUUUUUCAUGAGGCAAAGAAUUUAUAGUAUAUAGUAUGUUAAAUUAUUUUUUUUUUAUGUCAAAAUAUGGUUGUGAAUUACAACUAAUCUUAUAAAAUGGGAUGUUUUUAGACCAAAUUCUGCAUUUUUUUCUUGUAUUAUUUCUGGUCAAUUUUGACUUUGUUCUAAAAAGUUAUUUUAAGUUCCUGCCUUUAUUCUUAUAAAAUUCAACAUUUUUCAAUUCAAAUGACAACUUGUGAAAAAAAUUGCCCAAAUAUUAUGCUUUUUUUCCUCUCCUAAAAUUACAAAUUAUUCGUUAAUUGUAAUUUUUUUUCCAUCCAUCCAUUUUCUGAGCCGCUUCUCCUCACAAGGGUCGCGGGCGUGCCGGAGCCUAUCCCAGCUGUCAUCGGGCAGGAGGCGGGGUACACCCUGAACUGGUUGCCAGCCAAUCGCAGGGCACAUACAAACAAACAACCAUUCGCACUCACAGUCAUGCCUACGGGCAAUUUAGCGUCUCCAAUUCAUGCAUGUUUUUGGGAUGUGGGAGGAAACCGGAGUGCCCGGAGAAAACCCACGCAGGCACGGGGAGAACAUGCAAACUCCACAGAGGCGGGGCCGGGGAUUGAAUCCCGGGCCUCAGAACUGUGAGGCUGACACUCUAACCAGUCGGCCACCGUGCCGCCUGUGAUUAUUUUUUAUUUUUUUCCCUAAUUUAUUUUUGAAAAUUGCAAUAUUAUUCUCAUAAAAUUAGGCAUUUUUUCUGGUAAUAUUACAACUUCAUUCUUAUAUUUAAACUAUUCUCGUAAAAUUCAGAUUUUCCGAUAAUAUGACUUUAUUGUUAUAAUAUUCCUAACUUUUCUUAUUGCAUUAUGACUAGAAUUUUAACUAACUUUUUUCCUGUAAAUUUCGACUCUAUUAUUAUAUUUUUUGACUGAAUGUUGUACCUUUUUUUUUAUUGUGAAAUGACUAAUCAACAAUUGUAAAUUAUGACUUUGUCAUAUAACUAGAUACUUUUUCUCAUAUCACGACUUCACUGUCAUAAAUUGCAACAUUUCUCGCAUGAAUUGCAAAUUAUUUUUUGCAGCUGGGUUUGGCUCCAAGGAUAAACGGUAUGGGAAAUUGAUGGAUGGAUGGACUUCAUUCUUGGAAAAUUAAUAAUAUUGUAAUAUUGCAAUGUUAGCCUGAUAAUAUUUCGACUUAUCCCGUAAAAUGACUAUUUCUGAUGUUACAACUUUAUUCUCAUGUAAUUACGCCUCUAUUCUUGUAAUACCACUACAUUAUUCUAGUCAAAUUCCACCUUUUUUCCUGUAAUAUUACAACUUUUUUCUCCUAAAAUGACACCUUUUUCCUUUAAUAUUCCCCCUUUUUUUCCUGUCAGUGUGGCCCUGCCACUGAUCUUGUUGCCUUUUCCGCUGAUGUAAUUUUGUCGCGCUUGUGUGUGUUUUAUUAUCAGCGUUGGCCUCUUAAAGUGCAUUGUGCCAUCCUCUCCAUGGCAACACACACACACACACCAAACAGCCUGUUGCCUUAAAGCCUUGUGUAGCUCCAUGCAUGCAUAUCAAUACAUCCAUACAGCUGCUCUUUGUACAUAAUGUAAAAACAUAGUAUUUUUCUGACCAUUAAAGCUUUACAUACAGCA
Molecule: messenger RNA, 8303 nt
Organism: Phyllopteryx taeniolatus (common seadragon)
Lineage: Eukaryota; Metazoa; Chordata; Actinopteri; Syngnathiformes; Syngnathidae
Gene: fhdc1
Product: FH2 domain containing 1
Exons: 12
Coding region: 1303-4491 (1062 amino acids)
Source: RefSeq, a predicted model, not a curated record